AUUUAUUUUUUUGUAUUAUUUUGUAACAGUUACUACAAGUGUGCAUAUUUAGUGAUCUUUUCGAGGCGUUUAGGUACAUGUAGUUUACUUAUUUUUUUUAAAUUACAAAUCACAAGAAAGACGAAAGCGCAAGCAAAUGCAAACUGGAAAACAAAAUACCGAAUUUCACAUAUGGCACAAUUAUGGCGGGGCGCUCUCGAGGCAGGUGGCUUUAUGGCGCCAACAAGAAGGAAGCUCUAUCGGUGGUGAGUGAAGACCAGUCCAUAUUCGAGUCACCCUUCAGUGGUCCCCAGGCCAUGCACAUGAAGGCAGAGAUCGGCUCGCCUGCGGUGUUCAGACAGGCUUCAGAAGAAAGCAUCGAACCCACUGAACCAGACUGGAGCGGAUCGGCAGCACAAAACUCUGCCAAAAGAGCAGAACACAUCAACGGGACCAGCCAUGAGUCCCCAGUGGACUGUAGUGUGACUAAAAGGACUCGACACAUGAGUAACAGUGAUGGAGGACAGUUGUCUUACCAGGCCUCGUACCCAGAGCCCCGCAGCAGCCCACAGACGGCCACACCACCCAGCAGCACCACAGAGGAGAAGAGGGUCAUCGUACCAGCCGACCCAGAGGUUUGGACACAAGACCACGUGCGGCAGUGGGUGGACUGGGCCAUAAAGGAAUACGCGCUGUCCGAUGUGGACGUGUCCCUCUUCCAGACCCUGGAUGGAAAAGCGCUCUGCAAAUUGAGCAAAGAGGACAUGAUGCGCAUCACCUCCGCAUACAACACAGACAUCCUGCUCUCCCAUCUCAACUACCUCCGGGAGAGUAGUCCCACUUUUUCCUACCCAACAAAUCCAACUAAUACACAACCACAACCUCGAGUACAGGUAAAAGCCGCAGAAAACAGCUUUGAGGAGAUCGGCAGGAGGAACAGUUGGUCCUCAAGUGGAUUGCCAGCUGUCCCUAAAGGAUCUCCAAUUGAACAUCAGCACAAUACCAGAAUUACAGAGCCGCCUCCAAGACUUCCACAAGACCCCUACCAAGCAUUAGGUUCCAUCAGCAGUCGUCUUGCAAACCCAGAAGCGAAACCAAUCCACACCAAGAACCGAACCACCAAACAAAAUUCUAGCCAUCUGCCUGUUUCCAGCACUGACAGGACUGUGGGCUCUGGUCAGAUCCAGCUGUGGCAGUUCUUACUGGAGUUGCUUUCCGACAGCAACAACUCGACCAUCAUCACCUGGGAGGGAACUAAUGGGGAAUUCAAGAUGACAGACCCUGAUGAGGUGGCCAAACGCUGGGGGGAGCGAAAAAGCAAGCCUAACAUGAACUACGACAAGCUCAGCCGUGCCCUUCGCUACUACUACGACAAAAACAUCAUGACCAAAGUGCACGGCAAACGCUACGCAUACAAAUUCGACUUCCAGGGCAUCUCCCAAAGUCACCAAAACCACUCCACAGAGGGAAGCGUGUAUAAAUUCCAGACCGAAGGGUCGUACAUGCAGAGCUACCACAGCCACCAGCCAAAAAUGAACUUCAUAAGCCCACAUUCCACCCCUAUGUCUGUUACAACUAGUAAUUUCUUCACGCCUCAAUCCACCUACUGGAACUCCGCAACCAGUGUGGUUUAUCCCAGUUCACCGAUGCCACGACAUCCCAGCACUCACACUCACUUGAACACUUAUUAUUAAAACAGUCACAUUGUAAAGCCAACAUUGGCUUCUUUGUUGACAACUCUUAAAGAGACAGUUCACCCAAAAUUGUACUCUAUUUCCCCCAUUCUUGACUUGUUCCAAACAUUCUUUACACUAUUAAACAUAAAAGAUAUUUUUAAUAUAGCAGAAAACCUGUUAACACUGACUUCCGUAGUAUUUGUUUUUCCUGCUAUGGAAGUCAGUUGUUUUUACAGCUUUCUUUCAUUCAUUUUCAUCCGCUUUUCCAGGGUCGGGUCACAGGGGUGGUAGUAGAGAACCCCAGACUUCCCUCUCCCCAGACUUCAUCCAGCUCCUCCGGGGGGGAUCCCGAGGUUUUCUCAGGUCAGCUGAGAGACAUAGUCUCUCCAGUGUGUCUUGAGUCUUCCCUGAGGCUUCCUCCCGGUGGGACAUGCAUGGAACACCUCCCUAGGAAGGCAUCCAAAACAGAUGCCUGAGCCACCUCAGCUGACUUCUCUCGGUGUGGAGAACCAGUGGCUCAACUCCAAGCUCCUAUCGGGUGACAGAGCUCCUCACCCUCACUAUAAGGGUGCGCACUGUGAAGGAAACUCAUUGCGGCUGCUUGUAUCCAAGAUCUUGUCCUUUCGGUCAUAACCCAAAACUCAUGAGCAUAGGUGAGAGUAGGAAAAUAGAUUGACCGGUAAAUCAAAAGCUUUGCCUUUAAGCUCAGCUCAUUUACCACAACGGACAGAUACAGUCCCCAUUACUGCUGCCACUUCACUGAUCCGCCUGUCAAUCUCGUUUUCCAUUCUUCUCUCACUCAUGAACAAAACCUCAAGAUACUUGAACUCCUCCACCUGGGGUAAGGACUUUCCUCCAACCUGGAGAUCCAGCUUUCUUUAAAAUAUAUUAUUUUGUGUCCAACAGAGUAAACAAAUUCAAACAGUUCUGGAAAAAGUAAAGGAUGAGUAAAUGAGUUUUAAGUUUGUGGGAAAUAACAAACUGGCAACAUUUCUUGAACAACAAAUGACAAGAAACCACCCUCUGUAGCAGAUCUAAAUACCAUUAUUAUUCAGUAGUAUUGUUGUACAGUAUAUAAGCAUGUUAAACAACUGCACCCCUUAGGGUUAUAUUGUAAAUAUGUUUUGCAUGUUUCAUAAGAAUGCUCUGACAUCACAUGCAUGUAUACUCAACCCUGAUGCUUUAAAAUGUAACAUUCCUUUGUAUGCUUGUGUUCUUGUACAGGUUGCUUGUGGUAUGUUACCAAGUUGAAUGGUAAUCAUCACCUUUACACUGUAAGCGUUACAUUAUAUUACAAAAUAAAACUGAUAAACGGCUGCA
Danio rerio (zebrafish) is the source of this 2975-nucleotide messenger RNA. NCBI's taxonomy places the organism in Eukaryota, Metazoa, Chordata, Actinopteri, Cypriniformes, Danionidae. The record is from RefSeq and is a predicted model, not a curated record.